Messenger RNA from Phytophthora infestans T30-4, 1597 nucleotides. RefSeq lists its product as uncharacterized. Bases 135 to 1475 code for a protein of 446 amino acids. Gene Ontology annotation, molecular function: metal ion binding; protein binding. Lineage: Eukaryota; Oomycota; Peronosporomycetes; Peronosporales; Peronosporaceae. The record is from RefSeq and is a predicted model, not a curated record. The transcript has 3 exons.
CGGAAGGCAGUGAGCGAGAGACAGAGAGCGCCCCCACUCAAGCCAAGGCAAUCCGCCGAGCCCCCCCUCACCGAGUAUCCCCUCCCCAGCCCCACCAGCAGCAGUACACACUUUUGACGUAGACAGACCGCAGCAUGUCGCGCAAGGGACUCAAGGGCAGCAGCACCAUCGGCGGCAACGACGUGCUGACCAUCGAUCAGCUGCGCCACCAGGAUGACUGGGUGCUCGACACGGAGCGAUACAGAUGUCACGUGUGUACGAGGAACUUUACGCGCUUCCGACGAAAGCAUCACUGUCGCAAGUGUGGAGAGGUGGUGUGUGGCAACUGUACACUGAAGAAGGAAGCGGAACUGCCUGUAAUUGGCCGCUCGCUAGUGCGUGUAUGCAUGUCAUGCAUCCUGUCGCAUGCCAACGGCCAGGCAAACCCGCAGGCGCCUCCUCCUGCCCCCACGUCGGGCACGGUAUCGCCCCCGCCCCCGCGUGAGGAGCAUUGGGAAGCACAGAACUUCCACUCGCCCACUGGCAACUCGGAGGGCGACUUGUCGCACUUUACGCGCGACUUCCAACAGUCUGAAUUCGAUUACCCGCUCGACUUCAGCUGGGACCAUCCAUGGCCAAAGCCCCCCAUCGUCCCAGGCGAGUCUGAGCGUCUCGAAGUUCUGCGCGGCUUUGACAUUAUGGACACGCCCAGUGAAGACGUGUUCGAUAUUAUCUGUGACCUGGCCAGCAACGCCCUCAAGAGCCCCAUCGCGGCCGUGAGUCUGCUGGACGAGGACCGCGAAUGGUUCAAGGCGAGCGUGGGUCUGGCGCAGAACGAAGUGCCGCGCUCCGUGUCUUUCUGCGCGCACGCCAUCAUGUCUAAGGAGCCAAUGGUCGUUAUGGACACUCUGCUGGACAAGCGAUUCGCUAAAAACCCGCUGGUGACGGGAGCGGCGAAAAUCCGAUUCUAUGCCGGCGCACCGAUCUGUACGCCGUCCGGCCACCUUCUGGGUACGGUGUUUGUGUUCGACACGCAGCCACGCAACACGUGUGAUAUCGCGACCUUGGAGAAACUGUCGAAUGUGGCGAUGAAAAACCUGGAGGACCGUAAGAACGCUGUGGCUGCGCCUGUUGAUAAUGGCGAGGCAGUGGAGGUCGUCGAGAGUGAUGAUCAGCAAUCAGAGGCGCCCAAACGCCCCGCCGAGCCGCUUCGAGGAUCAGGAAUUGGCAUUGCAAACCAGGUGGUGGCUCAGCCCGUGACUGGCGCGUCGCAGGAUCUUGUGGCGGCCAAUGCUGGCGACGGGCAGGUGACGGCAGGUCCCAAGAUGGAGACAAUGCUGAUGGACCUGCUAUGCCGUACCACGGAGACUCAGCAGCAGUUAGCAACACAGCAGGGAGCGAUGUUCCACACACUAGGUCAACACACUGCUGACAUCGACAAGUUGGCGACUGCGAUGGCGCGGAUGGAGGCAAAAUUAGACGCGAUGGUCGAGUAAAAGCGGCGAGAAUGGUAAUGCGUGCCGUGGACAGCAGCGGCGACGCGUGCGCGUAGCUCAAGAGCGAGAUAAGAAGACGGCCAUGGCUUCAUGUGAGGUGAUGAAAAGAAAAAAAGAAAAAC